Molecule: messenger RNA, 1485 nt
Organism: Tripterygium wilfordii
Lineage: Eukaryota; Viridiplantae; Streptophyta; Magnoliopsida; Celastrales; Celastraceae
Product: zinc transporter 2-like
Exons: 3
Coding region: 302-1327 (341 amino acids)
Biological process (GO): zinc ion transmembrane transport
Cellular component (GO): membrane
Molecular function (GO): zinc ion transmembrane transporter activity
Source: RefSeq, a predicted model, not a curated record
AAAAUCUCUCACAGACGAAAGAUCAAUCUAACAUUAAAGAGGACCCAUAAUUAUCGGUUAUUUUACAUGUUUGGUCUCCUUGUAGUAUCCUUUGUGUAAUAAAUGGGCAGCAGAUACUCUUCCUAUUUCUGGUAUUUGUACUCCAAAGUCACUCGUCUUUGUGUAGUACAUUGCACCAACCAAACUAUAAUUCACACAGAAGUACCAAAAGUUAUCAAUAUAUAGACACAUAUACAUACAUGUGUCUUGCCCAGUACCAACCUUUCAGCCCCAUCUCCCGCUCCUCAGAAUCACAAACAACAUGCCAAGAUUUCUCUUGUUGGUUUCCCUUGUCUUCUGUCUCAUCCUCUGUGUCGCCGCCCAUGGAGGUGGCCAUGAUGAUGAUGAUGAGGCAGCCGGCGGUGGCGAUGACCAUCCCGAUCUUAGAGCAAGACCCUUAGUUUUGGUGAAGAUAUGGUGUUUGAUAUUAGUCUUCAUAGGGACUUUCGUAGGUGGGGUGUCACCAUAUUUUCUGAAAUGGAAUGAGGGGUUUUUGGUGGUUGGAACCCAAUUUGCAGGUGGGGUUUUUUUGGGCACUGCUUUGAUGCACUUCUUGAGUGAUGCAAAUGAGACUUUUGAGGAUUUGACCCCCAAAGCAUAUCCAUUUGCUUUCAUGUUGGCUUGUGCUGGGUACUUGUUGACUAUGUUGGCUGAUUGUCUGAUUGGAUAUGUGUAUGGGAGAGGCAUGGGGAAAGAAAAUGGUGACUUGGAGCUUCAAGGAGGUUUUCAGCAGGGAGAAGGCAGUAGCAACGACACAACUCAGCGAUCGCUCUCUAAGGGUGAUCCCGCGCAUUCUUCACUUUCAACUCUAAGUUCGGUUGGGGAUAGUAUUCUGUUGAUCAUUGCCUUGUGCUUCCACUCUGUGUUUGAAGGCAUUGCAAUUGGUGUAGCAGAGACCGAAGCUGAUGCUUGGAAAGCUCUAUGGACAAUCAGUCUGCACAAGAUAUUUGCAGCAGUUGCAAUGGGAAUAGCUCUUCUUCGGAUGAUCCCCAAUCGCCCCCUCUUAUCGUGUGUAGGAUACGCCUUUGCGUUUGCCAUUUCAAGUCCUGUUGGCGUCGCCAUUGGUAUCAUAAUCGAUGCCACGACUCAAGGUGCUGUUGCAGACUGGAUCUAUGCCAUAUCCAUGGGGAUUGCUUGCGGGGUUUUCAUUUACGUGUCAAUAAACCAUCUUCUUUCCAAAGGUUACACACCCCAAAAUGCAGUUUCAGUUGACAUUCGCCAUCACAAGUUCUUGGCUGUAGCGCUGGGUGUUGGAGUGAUCGCUGUCGUGAUGAUCUGGGAUACUUGAGCUGCCCCAAAGAGUUUGUUUGCUUCAGACAAAGUAGCUUCAGUUUUUGUUAUUAGUUUCCAUACAAACAGAUUAAGAAUCUAAGACAACUAUAUGCCAUGCCAAGGCCUGCAGCAUAUAUGAUUAAUGCCAUUAAAUUGAUUCAAAGACAUUUUCUU